Prosopis cineraria is the source of this 1291-nucleotide messenger RNA. RefSeq lists its product as uncharacterized. NCBI's taxonomy places the organism in Eukaryota, Viridiplantae, Streptophyta, Magnoliopsida, Fabales, Fabaceae. The record is from RefSeq and is a predicted model, not a curated record. Gene Ontology annotation, biological process: endoplasmic reticulum to Golgi vesicle-mediated transport; regulation of GTPase activity. The transcript has 4 exons. Gene Ontology annotation, cellular component: cis-Golgi network; trans-Golgi network; TRAPP complex. The coding region runs from base 160 to 687 and encodes 175 amino acids.
AGUUGGUCGGGAGAUAACUUUGCCUAGACGCAGGUUUCUCUCUCUCACCCAAGGAAGAAGAAGUUUUCCAUUACCACAGCGCAGGUGAGUUUGGAUUUGGAUCGGGAGAGGUGGGAGCAGUGGGAUUGAUAGAUAAUCAGAGACAUCAGAAGGGAGAAAAUGGCAAGGGAAGUGUCAGAGAGUUGCGUAGAUAGUCUACUGACGGAGAUGGUGGCAUCCUAUUGCAAUCGGUUCUACGCCAAUAAACCCGAGCUCGCCGCCCGCAGGAUCGAGGCCAUUGGAUAUCAAGUCGGUCACCAGCUCUCUGAAAGGUAUACCAUGGAGCGGCCUCGGUUCAGUGAUCAUCUGGAGGCUAUCAAAUUCAUCUGCAAGGAUUUUUGGUCUGAGCUCUUCAAGAAGCAGAUUGACAACUUGAAAACUAACCACAGGGGUACCUUUGUGUUGCAAGAUAAUAAAUUUCGCUGGCUUGCACACAUGUCAAUUGAUCCAUCAGUUGAUGGAAGUUCAAUUGAAGAUAAUUCUGUGAUUCCAGCUGAAAACAAGGCAGCACAAGCAGUGAGCAUGCAUCUUUAUUUCCCGUGUGGGAUCAUUAGAGGAGCUCUUUCAAACUUAGGAAUCCCUUGUGCAGUUUCUGCAGAUAUAUCUAAUCUUCCAGCAUGUUCAUUUGUGGUCCGCAUAAAAGCUUGAACAGCUUAUAGCUAUGUUGCUAUUCAUUUGCACAGCCUUUAAGCAUUUACAUCUUGCGAAACAUGCUUUGGUUUGGUAUCCUGGAGUUUUCUGGAUUGUAGAAUAUCGACGACUUGUUGAAUAGGAAGGGCUUCCAAGAAGCCACUGGGGACGCAUUCUUUCACAUGCAGGUUUUGAUGAAGCUUGCGGUGAUAUAUUGAUUCCUCAUGAAUUGUGUCUCAUAAUAUGAAAGAACGUUGAGUCGCAGUCUUAUGAUGCCAAAUACUCCGAUUGUGUGGAAUGAGUGCCGACCUCGUAACGUGUAUCCUCAGGAUAUUCUGACCACCUAUUUGUUUGAACCUGUCUUCUUUAAAGUUGUCUAACGUAAAUCGUGAAAGUUUGUAUUUUGUCUUUAGAAGGUUGAUAUCACUGAGGAGAUUUAUUGAAUCGGCGGCACUCACGUUGUUGAGAUCACAAGUCCCUACUAGCCCAAGGGAAAUAAAAGAGAAAAAAAGUGGUGAGCGAUAUUUUUGAUGAUCUCAGUGAGGUGGAUAUCUUAUUUAUUGUUGGGAUGAUAAAACUUUUAAUCCUCAAGUCUAUCCAAGUUAACAAUUUGGUUUUUCAA